This is a messenger RNA of Falco peregrinus (peregrine falcon), 3357 nucleotides long. It is a transcript of the gene FUT8, whose product is annotated as fucosyltransferase 8. The transcript is spliced from 14 exons. The record is from RefSeq and is a predicted model, not a curated record. Lineage: Eukaryota; Metazoa; Chordata; Aves; Falconiformes; Falconidae. Bases 984 to 2714 code for a protein of 576 amino acids. Gene Ontology annotation, molecular function: glycoprotein 6-alpha-L-fucosyltransferase activity; protein binding. Gene Ontology annotation, cellular component: Golgi cisterna membrane. Gene Ontology annotation, biological process: protein N-linked glycosylation.
AUUAGAACAAGGCCGCUUUGAAUAGGCUGCAAACACAGCAGAAAACAGUAUUUGCCUUAGAUUCUCUAUGGAAUUACAGAGUAAGAGCCAGUUCCCAAAAACUGUUCUGUGUAUUUUGGGUUUCACAGAACCAAAGACUUGGUGUUCUACCAGAACACUGAGUUUUAAAUUAUCAUCCAAAAGGUGCAUCAAGCUGCUUGUUGAUAUUUUAUUUCAUUGUACCAGAGGAAAGAAAACAAAGAUUCCUAACCAGGGAACCACUCUGUGCAUGGAUAUGCUACUUAUGGAAGAACAGUCUAUAGAAGACAAGCUUGAUGACUUUUAAAGAUGUUUUAAAGAUGUUUGCAUUCUUCCAGUUAAACCCAGCACAGCCCCCAUGAACUUUACAAUUAAGAGUUGUAGAGGAGGAACCAUUACCUUGUACUGCACUUGUGAUGAUUGGCUGGACCUGCUGGCAUUUCCUGAAAAACGAGAAAUAGGGGUUUUGGUGAUAUUCUUUAAUGGGCACAGAUAGAAUUUCAUAGGCUUCAAAAUGAAAGUGAGGAAGAAGAGUCCCCAAAAGUAUUAAUUUGAAGGAUAAUUAUUGCUGGAACAUUACUACUGGAAAGUAGAUUUCUUUCAAGACUCAGAAGAGGAUACCGUAAUAACAUCUGUGAAAAUUCACUGAAAGGGCGUGUACCAGAGGACACAGGCUCUUAGAGAAAGCAAGGAGACUUUGGAUACCAACAUGAGGCCUGAUGAAUGGGUGAAGUGAGUUCAGAAUAUAAAUGAAGAAUGAUGCAGUAUUAAUGCUAUCUAUGUACAGCCCCAUAAGGAUCUUCUCUAAGGAGUUGCAGUAAGAUAAAUAUUGCGAAUAAUUUUUCUCUGGUACAAUGUGGUGAAGCAGAGGAACUGAAAUUGUCUGCUCUUGUACAGGCUAAGGACUUAAAAUGUUUGUUAUUUUGUGAGCAGAAGUAGUUCUGGAGUGAAUUGAACUUCUGAAAAUGCGGCCAUGGACUGGUUCCUGGCGUUGGAUUAUGCUUAUCCUCUUUGCUUGGGGAACUUUACUCUUUUAUAUUGGUGGACACCUGGUACGAGACAGUGAGCACCCAGAUCACUCUAGUCGUGAAUUAUCCAAGAUACUUGCUAAACUUGAACGUUUAAAGCAGCAAAAUGAAGACUUAAGGAGGAUGGCAGAAUCUCUCAGGAUACCAGAUGGUCCCAUUGAUCAAGGACCAGCUGCAGGAAAGGUACAUGCUUUAGAGGAGCAACUUUUAAAGGCCAAAGAACAGAUAGAGAACUAUAAGAAGCGGACAGGAGAUGGAGGCCUUGGAAAAGACCAUGAAAUACUGAGAAGGAGGAUUGAAAAUGGUGCUAAGGAACUUUGGUUUUUCCUCCAGAGUGAAUUGAAGAAGUUGAAAAAUCUAGAAGGAAGUGAACUGCAAAGACGCAUUGAUGAAUUUCUGUCUGAUUUGGGUCAUCAGGAAAGGUCAAUAAUGACUGACUUGUACUACCUCAGUCAAACAGAUGGAGCAGGAGAUUGGCGAGAAAAAGAGGCCAAAGAUCUAACAGAUUUGGUACAGAGGAGAAUAACUUAUCUACAGAACCCAAAGGAUUGCAGCAAAGCUAAGAAACUUGUGUGUAAUAUUAACAAAGGCUGUGGCUAUGGCUGUCAACUUCAUCAUGUAGUCUACUGCUUCAUGAUUGCUUAUGGCACUCAGAGAACGCUUAUUUUAGAGUCUCAGAAUUGGCGCUAUGCUACUGGUGGCUGGGAGACUGUAUUUAGGCCUGUAAGCGAGACAUGUACUGACAGAUCAGGCACCACCACUGGACACUGGUCAGGUGAGGCUAAUGAUAAGGAUGUUCAGGUGGUGGAACUUCCCAUUGUUGACAGCUUACACCCACGGCCACCUUAUCUACCCUUGGCUAUCCCUGAAGACCUGGCUGAUAGGCUAAUUCGUGUACAUGGGGAUCCUGCAGUGUGGUGGGUCUCACAGUUUGUGAAAUACUUGAUUCGUCCACAGCCCUGGUUAGAAAAAGAAAUAGAGGAAGCUACAAGGAAACUUGGUUUCAAACAUCCAGUGAUCGGUGUUCACGUCCGAAGGACAGACAAAGUAGGGACAGAAGCAGCAUUUCAUCCCAUUGAAGAAUAUAUGGUACAUGUUGAAGAGCGGUUUGAACUUCUUGCUCGCAGAAUGCAUGUUGAUAAAAAAAGAGUUUAUUUGGCUACAGAUGACCCUUCAUUAUUGCAAGAGGCAAAAUCCAAGUAUCCAAAUUAUGAAUUUAUCAGUGAUAACUCCAUAUCCUGGUCAGCAGGACUUCAUAACCGGUACACUGAAAACUCCCUAAGAGGUGUUAUUCUGGAUAUUCACUUUUUGUCUCAGGCAGACUUCCUGGUCUGUACAUUUUCAUCCCAGGUUUGUCGAGUUGCCUAUGAAAUUAUGCAGACAUUGCAUCCAGAUGCUUCAGCGUAUUUCCAUUCUUUGGAUGAUAUCUACUACUUUGGGGGACAGAAUGCCCACAACCAGAUUGCUAUUUAUGCUCAUCAUCCACGAACUGCUGAUGAAAUUCCUAUGGAACCUGGAGAUAUAAUUGGAGUAGCUGGAAACCACUGGGAUGGUUAUUCAAAAGGCAUCAAUAGGAAAUUAGGAAGAACAGGCCUGUACCCAUCCUAUAAAGUUAAGGAGAAAAUUGAGACAGUCAAGUAUCCUACAUACCCAGAGGCUGACAAGUAGAUUAAAAAGAAGACAUUUGGUGGUAAUUGUCAAUUUUGAUUGGUUGAAACCAGUCAACACACUAACUAAUGGCUUAUAUGGGAUUUCGAUUUGCAUUUUAACAUGCAGUUAAAAUCAAAGCCUUUAGCAAUGAAACUGGAUAAGAAGCUGAGAACAAAUGGAUGGGCUAUUAUCUGGACUUACUCUUAAACAUUUUUUGUUAUAUGCACUCUCACACAUGCACACACAAACCCACGUACAACAGGAAAACUGUUGUUUUAUACUUUUUGUCUCUUUUCAGGAUUUGUCCCAGUCAUUAGUCUUACAUGAGCUUUGGGCUCUUUUCUCUGUCUUUAAUUGACAAUAAUGUUCAGAUUUAUAACACUGCCACAUUGUGUAAUUUGAGUGAUAUGAACAUAUUUUGUAUGUGCAAAAUUUAAAACAUGGUGCCUAUAUUUGAAAAAAUUGUGACCUUUUUAGAAGAGCCAUGCCUAUUUCACAGUGGGCAAGAGUCAAUCUUCAACUGGUGUUACCGUGACCACUGAACUUGCUUCAGACAACAGAUUCAGAUUUCAGACUAGAUUUCUUUACACGUUUAUUUUUAGCAUUCCAUUGAUUACUUCUCAUCAUUAAUAAAAUAAAGGAUACAUCCAACAAUAAAAUA